This is a messenger RNA of Xenopus laevis (African clawed frog), 6966 nucleotides long. Its product is annotated as fibrillin-1. The transcript is spliced from 30 exons. The coding region runs from base 120 to 6389 and encodes 2089 amino acids. NCBI's taxonomy places the organism in Eukaryota, Metazoa, Chordata, Amphibia, Anura, Pipidae. The record is from RefSeq and is a predicted model, not a curated record.
AAUAAACAGUGCAGUAGUGUAGUUCAGCUCACUCAAUUGAAGGCAAGCAAUCCAGACGACCAAACUAGCAGGAGAACCGCAGGAAGGCAGCAGGAGGGUUCCAGUAGUCACAGGGUAAGAUGGCAAUGCAGAUCUUGCUCCGUUCUCUGAUUUUAUUCUUGGCAUCUGACAGAGCUCUUGCUCAGGAACAGCCAGCUAUUGCAGAUGCUGGAGGGUUGAAUUAUUCAGCAGUGGGCUGCAAUGAUGGAGAAGAUCAAGGUGGAAUUCCAGAGGAGAAACCAGCCACAUCAUCCCUGACUUAUUUAGUGGACACUACAGGGUCAAUGUUCGAUGACCUCCAGCAGCUAAAAUUGGUGAAUGAUUGGCUUCUUGAUAGCAUAACGGCACAAUUCCCAUCCGGAGUACGGCAGUAUACAAUGGUUGAGUUUAAUGACCCAACAACUGGCCCAGUCAGGCUGACACAUUCAAAAGAUGAGUUUAAGAUAUUUUUCAGUCACCUCACGGCCUCUGGUGGAGGAGAUUGCCCUGAAUUAACGAUGAAUGGUCUCAAAUUGGCUUUAGAAAAUUCCCCACCCAAAUCUUUUAUUCUAGUGCUCACAGAUGCAUCUUCUAAAGAUUAUACAAGUACUGCCCUUCUCAACAACAUACGUUCACUUCUAAGUACCAAACAGUCACAGGUCUUCUUUUUGAUUACAGGGCUUUGCUCUGGUUUAAAUGAACCUGGGUUCCUCAUUUACAGAGAUAUUGCUUCUCUGAGUUAUGGGCAUGUUUUUCAAAUUGAGCUCUCAGAUCUGGGCAAGGUAUUUAAUUAUCUGGAAUUCACUCUAUCAAGGCCUGUUAACAGUACAGUAAGGGUUUUUUACCAAUACUAUAAUGGCAUAAAUCACUGCGACAACUUUACAGUAACAGAUGACUUCACAAACUUACUGAUGAUCACUGAUGGUUCAAUUACCUCAAUACGAAUUCUGGGACCUGGCUCUACAGACCCAAACCCCAAGACACUUGUGUCUGAAACCUGGGGUUCAUUGCAUGAGAUUAAAAGGCCUGCCAAAGGAGCAUGGACAUUGUGUAUUGUUUCAAGCAACCCUCAUGCUGUUCAGGUGGAGGGAUUGAUAGUUACCAACACGUCAUGCAUUGGAAGCUGCUCAGACUGUCACCAUAAUGCUAUAUGCGAAGCAUAUACUGGUCACUUAAAAUGUACCUGUAAGGAUGGAUUCAUUGGAGAUGGCGUCUCAUGCUCAGAUAUUGAUGAAUGUGCCUAUUCCUGGUUAUACAACUGUGCUUAUGGAAUCUGUGAGAAUACUAUUGGUUCCUAUAAAUGUGUGUGUCCUGCUGGCUACACAAAAGGAACAGGAAAGGAAACAGGAAACACUUGUGUUGAUAUUGAUGAGUGUUCUAGUCCAGAUCUGAAUAAAUGCCACCCAAUAGCCACCUGCUUUAAUUAUGUUGGGACUUACACAUGUCAGUGUCCACCUGGUAUUUUGGGUAAUGGAUUUCACUGUGAUCCAUGUUCCAGAGGUGUGUGUGGGGUCGGUAUGGAGUGCCUGACAGAUGGCAGCUCCUACUCUUGUUCUGAUCCAUGUGUCAGUCACACUGUUCUUGAUGAACCCUGGAGAAGUGCUGCCAAUAUGCAAUUUGUGGACAUCAAAUGUGACUAUGACAAAGUGGGCUGGUAUCGUUUCAAUGGAAGUGGAGGAAUACGCAUGCCAGAAUCCUGUGUUCCAACAUGGAGGUGUAACUCUCAUAUACCUAUGUGGUUAAAUGGAUCACAUCCCAUUCCAACUGAUGGUAUUGUCAGUCGCAAUGCCUGUGCUCAUUGGGCAGGAGUCUGUUGCCUGUGGUCAUCAACUGUACAGAUUAAGGCUUGUCCUGGUGGAUACCAUGUCUAUAAACUGAAUGGAACACCCGGCUGCUCCAUGACAUACUGCACAGUAACCAACAAUUCAUUGACUGGACGCUGCUCAGACUGUCACCCUAAUGCUACAUGUAAAGGGUUUCUUGACCUCUUCGAAUGUACCUGUAAGGAUGGAUUCAUUGGAGAUGGCGUCUCAUGCUCAGAUAUUGAUGAAUGUGCCUACUCCUGGUUAAACAACUGUUCUAAUGGAAACUGUGUGAAUACUAUUGGCUCUUAUCACUGUGUGUGCCCAGGUGGCUACACAAAAGGAGCAGGAAACACAUGUGUUGAUAUUGAUGAGUGUUCUCGUCCAGACCUGAAUAGAUGCCACCCAAUAGCCACCUGCACUAAUUAUGAUGGAACAUACACAUGUCAGUGUCCACCUGGUGUUUUUGGUAAUGGAUUUCACUGUGAAGAUGGUCCAUGUACUGGAGGUGUGUGUGGGGUCGGUCAGGAUUGCCUGGCAAAUGGCAUCUCCUACUCUUGUGCUGAUCCAUGUGUCAGUCACACUGUUCUUGAUGAACCCUGGAGAAGCGCUGCCAAUGCACAAUUUGUGGACAUCAAAUGUGACUAUGACAAAGUGGGCUGGUAUCGUUUUAUUGGAAGUGGAGGAAUACGCAUGUCAGAAUCCUGUGUUCCAACAUGGAGGUGUAACUCUCAUAUACCUAUGUGGUUAAAUGGAUCACAUCCCAUUCCAGCUGAUGGUAUAGUCAGUCGCAAUGCCUGUGCUCAUUGGGCAGGAGUUUGUUGUCUGUGGUCAUCGACUGUACAAAUUAAGGCUUGUCCUGGUGGAUACUAUGUCUAUAAGCUGAAUGGAACACCCGGCUGCUCCAUGACAUACUGCACAGUUACCAGCACUUCAUGCCCUGGAAGCUGCUCAGACUGUCACCCUGAUGCUACAUGUGAAGGAUAUCCUGGGCAAUCCGUACAAUGUACCUGUAAGGAUGGAUUCAUUGGAGAUGGCGUCUCAUGUUCAGAUAUUGAUGAAUGUGCCAACUCCUGGUUAAACAACUGUACUUAUGGAAAUUGUGUGAAUACUAUUGGCUCUUAUGACUGUGUGUGUCCUACUGGCUACACAAAAGGAGCAGGAAACACAUGUGUUGACAUUGAUGAGUGUUCUAAUCCAGACCUGAAUACAUGCCACCCAAUAGCCACCUGCAUUAAUAAAGAUGGAACUUACACAUGUCAGUGUCCACCUGGUGCUUUUAGUAAUGGAUUUAACUGUGAAUUUGGUCCCUGUACCGGAGAUGUGUGUGGGGUCGGUCAGGAUUGCCUGACAGAUGGCAGGUCCUACUCUUGUGCUGAUCCAUGUGUCAGUCACACUGUUCUUAAUGAACCCUGGAGAAGCGCUGCCAAUGCAGAAUUUGUGGACAUCAAAUGUGACUAUGACAAAGUGGGCUGGUAUCGUUUUAUUGGAAGUGGAGGAAUACGCAUGCCGGAAUCCUGUGUUCCGACAUGGAGGUGUAACUCUCAUAUACCUAUGUGGUUAAAUGGAUCACAUCCCAUUCCAGCUGAUGGUAUUGUCAGUCUCAUUGCCUGUGCUCAUUGGGCAGGAGUUUGCUGUCUGUGGUCAUCAACUGUACAGAUUAAGGCUUGUCCUGGAGGAUACCAUGUCUAUAAACUGAAUGGAACACCCGGCUGCUCCAUGACAUACUGCACAGUUACCAACACCCCAUGCCCCGGAUGCUGCUCACACUGUCACCCUGAUGCUACAUGUGAAGGCUAUUCUGGCCAAUCCUCCCAAUGUACCUGUAAGGAUGGAUUCACUGGAGAUGGUGUCUCAUGCUCAGAUGUUGAUGAAUGUGCCAUCUCCUCAUUAAACAGCUGUUCUUAUGGAUAUUGUGUGAAUACUAUUGGCUCCUAUAACUGUGUGUGUCUUGAUGGCUACACAAAGGGAACAGGAAACACAUGUGUUGAUAUUGAUGAGUGUUCUAGUCCAGACCUGAAUAAAUGCCACCCAUUAGCCACCUGCAAUAAUUAUGAUGGAGGGUACACAUGUCAGUGUCGACCUGGUGUGUUUGGUAAUGGAUUUCACUGUGAAGAUGGUCCAUGUUCCAGAGGUGUGUGUGGGGUCGGUAUGGAUUGUCUGACAGAUGGCAUCUCCCACUCUUGUUCUGAUCCAUGUGUCAGUCACACUGUUCUUGAUGAACCCUGGAGAAGCACUGCCAAUGCACAAUUUGUGGACAUCAAAUGUGACUAUGACAAAGUGGGCUGGUAUCGUUUUAUUGGAAGUGGAGGAGUACGCAUGUCAGAAUCCUGUGUUCCAACAUGGAGGUGUAACUCUCAUAUACCUAUGUGGUUAAAUGGAUCACAUCCCAUUCCAGCUGAUGGUAUUGUCAGUCGCAAUGCCUGUGCUCAUUGGGCAGGAGUUUGUUGCCUGUGGUCAUCAACUGUACAGAUUAAGGCUUGUCCUGGUGGAUACUAUGUCUAUAAACUGGAUGGAACACCCGGCUGCUCCAUGACAUACUGCACAGCCCACUCUUCAUGCCCUGGGAGCUGCUCAGACUGUCACCCGAAUGCUAUAUGCAAAGCAAAUCUUGACAGCUUAAAAUGUACCUGUAAGGAUGGAUUCUCUGGAGAUGGCUUCUCAUGCUCAGAUAUUGAUGAAUGUGCCUAUUCCUGGUUAAAUAACUGUGCUUAUGGAUAUUGUGUGAAUACUAUUGGCUCGUAUUAUUGUGUGUGUCCUACUGGCUACACAAAAGGAGCAGGAAACACAUGUGUUGAUAUUGAUGAGUGUUCUAGUCCAGACCUGAAUAAAUGCCACCCAAUAGCCACCUGCAUUAAUUAUGUUGGAACUUACACAUGUCAGUGUCCAUGCGGUGUUCUUGGUAAUGGAUUUCACUGUGAAAUUGAUCCAUGUACUGGAGGUGUGUGUGGGGUCGGUAUGGAGUGCCUGACAGAUGGCAGCUCCUACUCUUGUUCUGAUCCAUGUGUCAGUCACACUGUUCUUGAUGAACCCUGGAGAAGCAGUUCCAAUGCACAAUUUGUGGACAUCAAAUGUGACUAUGACAAAGUGGGCUGGUAUCGUUUUAUUGGAAGUGGAGGAAUACGCAUGCCAGAAUCCUGUGUUCCAACAUGGAGGUGUAACUCUCAUAUACCUAUGUGGUUAAAUGGAUCACAUCCCAUUCCAGCUGAUGGUAUAGUCAGUCGCAAUGCCUGUGCUCACUGGGCAGGAGUUUCUUGUCUGUGGUCAUCAACUGUACAGAUUAAGGAUUGUCCUGGUGGAUACCAUGUCUAUAAACUGGAUGGAACACCCGGCUGCUCCAUGACAUACUGCACAGAUCCAAGUUCAAUUAAUGGUGACUGCUUAUGCACUGACGAUGAAGAAUGCAGAUUUGUGUCUGGAUCCUAUGGGUGCUACUGCAAGGAAAGUCGUGCUAUAUCUGCUUUCUCAGACUUAACACCAUCCGUUAGCUGCGGCUUGCAUAAUAUGAAAACAUCUUUCCGAAAAUGUCAGCUGAGGGCUCUGCAAAUUGAUGUAAAUUAUAUAAAACUUGAGAACAGUUCCUGCUUCACUGUCCUGAAUGAUUAUACUACCAACACAUAUUCAGUUCUGUCCCCUUUGCAAGCUGGAAACUGCGGGAUGAAGUUGACUACAAAUGGAACCCAUGCCUCUUAUGUAAACCGUUAUGACUUUUAUUUUAUACUUCCCGGGAAUAUAAUCAGAGAAAAGCUGACAAUGACUUCAACUUGUAUUUACCCACUUGAUAUGAGGCUAAGUCUUAUCACUGCCCUGGAUCCCAUUAUCAGCACUACAGAUAUUUCCAUUACUGGCACUGGAGAGUUUAAGGCUUACAUGGCAGUUUACAACAACAGUGACUAUAAAUAUCCAUACCAAGGAGCACAAAUUAAUCUUUACACCAAAACAGUGAUUUAUAUUGGAGUGUUCCUUGAUGGGCCGGAUCCAUCUCAGUAUGCCUUGGUACUGAAAAACUGCUACGCUACUCCAUCAAGCAAUCCUGAUGAUCCCAUUAAGUAUUAUAUCAUCCAAAACAGGUGCCCUAGCAGAUCUGACAACACUGUCAAUGUAGUACAAAAUGGCUUAUCUAGCCAAGCACAGUUUUCUUUCCAGAUGUUUGCAUUUGUUGGAGAUUAUAACCAGGUCUAUCUACACUGUGAAAUCUAUGCAUGUAACAAUAUGACCUCAACCUGCUUGCCUACAUGCAAAAGCCGUGCCACGGCUGUAACUACAGAAAAUACCUUUAACCUGAAAAUUGGACCAUUCAUCAACCUGGAUUCACCCCCAAAACUACCGACUGCAGUUGAUGAUUCACCCCCAAAACUACCGACUGAAGUUGAUGAUUUACCCCCUUCUAAAAUUGAGAUUGCAGCUUCAGAUUUACGACCUUUGUCUGAUUCUAAAUUUGCCAUUGCAGCUUCAGAUUUACUCCAUUUGUCCAAUUCUAAAUCUGCCGGUGCAGCUUCAGGCACACAAGCAUCGUGGACAUUUACUGUUCUUAUGCUCUUGUCAAUAGUCUUGUUUUCUGGAAAGUAGUUAUCUUCUGCACUGGAUUUCUAGACCCCACAGACCAAGGCACUGCAAUAUUCUUCAACUAUUGUGGACAAUCUGCACUCUUUUUGAUAUAUAUAUAUAUAUAUAUAUAUAUAUAUAUAUAUAUAUAUAUAUAUAUAUAUAUAUAUAUUCUGUUUAAGGAGAAUCUUUCUUUGUAAAUUGUUAACAAGUACAGCUUUGACAUCAUUUUGACAUUAACAUUGAUAAAUUAACACUGGAAUAUUUUGGAAAGGUGUAAGAUUUCUGGAACCUGCAACCCAAUUCAAUUCGGUAUUCUUCAAUUAUCAUGGCAAAUGGCCAGUCUAAUUAAUAUACUGUAUAAUCUAUCUUAAACUUUCCAUGUUGCUAAAACAAGACAAACUGGAAAUUGCAGUUUAAGUAAAAACGAUUACAUAUGAAUAUGGUUAGAAAUAUUGAUUAAAACACAAUUAAAAUGUUUGUAGAUUAUUUUUAACGGCUUUGUAUCAUCUGUUGAUUGCAUUAAUGAUAAAGAUACAAUUGGAAUAGUCAUAAUAUUAUGUUAAAAUAAAUUUAAGGAAUAAAUGAUGAAAACUGAAAA